Molecule: messenger RNA, 2705 nt
Organism: Tachysurus fulvidraco (yellow catfish)
Lineage: Eukaryota; Metazoa; Chordata; Actinopteri; Siluriformes; Bagridae
Product: lysophosphatidic acid receptor 6-like
Exons: 1
Coding region: 530-1555 (341 amino acids)
Biological process (GO): phospholipase C-activating G protein-coupled receptor signaling pathway; positive regulation of Rho protein signal transduction
Cellular component (GO): membrane
Molecular function (GO): lysophosphatidic acid receptor activity
Source: RefSeq, a predicted model, not a curated record
GCACGGACAACAGCAAGGACCUGCCGAUCGUGCAACAGAAAACAGACUGGAAGUUAAAACAAGAGAAAUUAUAAGAAAAGGAAAACAUCAGAAACGGCUAUAUGGCCUUUGACUUUGGUUAUUAAUGCAAAGAGGAAGACAAAGGAGAGAAGAGAAAGACAAAGGAGAGAAAAAACAACAAAGAGACAGCUGAAAAUUGGAUCUUCAAAUAGCAGAAACACAAGAAUGAAUGGGAUCUGACAACGUUGCUGUUAUUUCCUCUUGAGUGGACCAGGAAGAGGGGAAAAAAAAAAAAGAUAAACCACGAUACAAGCUGCCUUGUGAGUGUGUGGUUGAGCACGAGUAGAAGAUCAGAAGUGCACGUGCAGGAUCACAUAAAAACUGACGUAUGAACUUUUUUUUUUUUUUUAAAUAAUGCAAAGGCUCAUUUCAGGAUUAUAACUUUGGUUACAUUAACUUUUACAAAGACAUUUUACAUGCUGCCAAAAGUAACCUUUUACAAAUUGCUUAAAAGGUCACUGCACUGACGAUGGUUAACAAUAGCACUGGCGGGAACUGUUCUAUACAGGAUGACUUUAAAUACAUGCUUUACAGCUCGGCGUUCAGCAUAGUCUUCAUCUUAGGACUACUCUUCAACAUCGUGGCUUUGUACAUAUUCACUUGGACGCUGAAACAAAGAAACGAGACCACCACCUACAUGCUGAACCUGGUUGUAUGUGAUACACUUUUUGUUCUCACUCUGCCGUUUCGAAUUUCAUACUUUCUGAGCCGGAAUUGGCCAUUUGGGUCGGUGUUCUGCAAAAUUUCUGUGUCUCUGUUCUACAUGAACAUGUACGGCAGCAUCCUUUUCUUGACGUGCAUCAGUGCUGACCGCUUUCUGGCCAUCGUUUACCCAUUAGCCUCCAGAUCACUGAGGACUCAAAGGAACGCAAAAAUCGCCUGCUGUUCAGUUUGGCUGCUUGUAAUCUCGAUUAGCUUAGCAGCUGGGUUUCAGUUGGAGACGUCCAGCUCCAAUAACACGAACCACUGCUUUGAGAACUUCAGCAACAGUCAAUGGAAAUCCAAGAUAUCCAAAGUGGUGGUGUUUGUUGUGACAGUGGGCUUCAUAAUCCCACUGUUCAUUAACCUUUUCUGCUCUGUGCUGAUCUUGAGGACACUGAGAAACCUGGACAACAAUCAAAGUCAAGGGCAGCUGAACAAGACCAAGAUCUUGCGCAUGAUUUGUGUGCACUUGCUCGUCUUCUGCUUUUGCUUCAUCCCUUAUAACGUCAAUCUAAUUUUUUACACACUGGUACGCAGUAAAGCCAUCGAUAAUUGUGCUGUGGAGACUGUCGUCAAGACCAUGUACCCCUUUGCAUUAUGCAUCGCAGUGACAAAUUGCUGCUUUGACCCGGUUAUUUAUUACUUCACCUCAGAAACCAUCCAGAACUGCAUUAAGCGCAAGUCUGUUUUACUAAGCACCAGGAGGUCCUGCAACGAUCCAAACAAUGAGCCUCCUGUGAACAUGGCACGGUUUCUGAUAACCAAGUUAAUGUUUAACGAAUCUGCGGUAUGAGGAAACAGAUGCUUCUACCAUAUAAAAAAAAAAGAACUAACUGUUCCAGUGUACACUUCAAAAUGAAAUGUGUCUGUAAGGCAGCUAAUUUAUUAUUUGUGCACGUAUUGUAAAUAUGUUUAUACCCAGUGUGGGGCAUCUUUAUAUCUUUACUUUAUUUCAUUUAUCUAUUUAUUUUAACAAAUGCAGUAGCAAUGUGGCUUUACAUAUUAGCCCUUUUAGUGUUUAAAUGCCAGUAUAAAACCUUCUGUUUACAUUUUUGAGGGAAACUGUAAGUACCCCAGCUGAGCAUAUAAGAUUCUAGCACAUGUUUAAAAACUGACAUACUGCUUCCACGUACAUGUAAAAGUAGUAAUAAUGAAUUUGUGUUAAAUAAUUAUUGAUCCUGCUUGCAUCCUACAUGUGUGGAUUUUAUUUUAUUUAUAAAAAACUGCUAUAUAAAUAUUAAGCUCAUAACUUAAGAAUUCUGGAUUUUUAUUUAUUCCACAAAUAGAACAUGUUAAGACCAAGCUGCAAGCUGAUAUUACUUACAGACUACUUGUCUUUCAGUCACUGAUGUCUGAAGCUUGCAUGCUGGCUAAUAGGAAUUUAAUGCUAAACAAGAUGGUCUUGACAACAGUGGGUUUGCUACAUGGACCCUACUCUGAGAACCACUGCCUUAACCAAAAAGUGGAUAAUCUACAAGCCAGUUUUCUGAGUCAUGCAAAUUUUUUAAGAGACUAAAACUGUGGCCUGAACUGUGGCUUCAUGUUUAUGUUGCACAUGACCUAAUUGUGAUGCACAUUCUAUCGCAGUGUGCUGGUAGUGUAGCAGGUGAAGUUCCUGCCUCACAGCUCCAUGUUUCACAUGUUCUCUCUGUGCCAAUAUGGCUUGCCUUCACUCUCCCAAAAAAUGCUCCAGUAGGUGGAUUGGCUACUUUAAAUUAUUGCUAGGUGUGAACGAGUAGAUCAGUGUUUCUUUGUGAUGGUCUGGCAGCUCAACCGUGAUGGAUCCCUGACACAAACUUUAAAUACACCACAAUCUUGACCAGUACCAAAUGGGUAGUAAUCAAGUAAUGAAUGAAUUGCUGUUGACUAACUGGAUGUAUGAAUGUAGUAUGUUGUAUUUUCCUCUCUUUUUGGGCAUAAUUAAAAGAGGUAUUGUUCUUUCA